AUGCCCGGUCUCCAUGGCCUCGUGGCCGUAGACCUGCACGACGAAGCCGCGUGGGAUGCUGCAGGCUUGGGCCGGGGGGAUCUCGUCCACGUCGAGACGCCUGUCAACCCGACCGGCGAAGCCGUCGGCCUCAGACGCUUCGCGCAGCUCGCACACAAGCGCGGCGCGGUGUUGAGCGUGGAUGCGACGUUCGCGCCGCCGCCUCUGCAGGAUCCGUUCAGGGAGGGCGCGGAUAUAGUGAUGCAUUCUGGCAGCAAGUAUCUGGGCGGGCAUAGCGAUUUGCUGUGUGGUGUGCUGGCGGUUCGGAGCGAGAGGGUGGAGGAGGGGUGGUGGGAGCGGUUGUGGAGGGAGCGGUUGCUGCUUGGGGCCGUGAUGGGGAGUUUGGAGGGGUGGUUGGGGGUUAGGAGUUUGAGGACCUUGGAGCUGAGGGUUGUGAGGCAGAGUGGGAACGCGGAGAAAUUGGUGGGGUGGUUGGAUGGGCUGCUUAGGGGGAACGGGGAGGGUGAGGAGGGGAAGCUGGUGAGGCAGGUGGUGGCGAGGGUGCGGCAUGCGAGUCUGCAGAAGGGGGAGAUGGGCUGGUUGAGGGAGCAGAUGCCGGGAGGGUUUGGGCCGGUGUUUGCAGUGUAUAUGACGACGUCGGAGUUGGCGAAGAGGCUGCCGAGUAAGUUGAAACUGUUCCACCACGCGACUAGUUUGGGUGGUGUGGAGAGCUUGAUCGAGUGGAGGAGGAUGAGCGAUGCGGACGUUGAUGAGAGGUUGCUGAGGGUCAGCGUUGGCGUGGAGAGCUGGGAAGAUUUGAGGGAAGACUUACUGCAAGGCUUCAAGGCGCUGGCGGCGGAACAGUGA
Molecule: messenger RNA, 846 nt
Organism: Coniosporium apollinis CBS 100218
Lineage: Eukaryota; Fungi; Ascomycota; Dothideomycetes
Exons: 1
Coding region: 1-846 (281 amino acids)
Biological process (GO): transsulfuration
Cellular component (GO): cytoplasm
Molecular function (GO): pyridoxal phosphate binding; carbon-sulfur lyase activity
Source: RefSeq, a predicted model, not a curated record